CACACGAUCUUCUGCGUGACAUAAAACUCCAAAAACCAACUGUGCUUUCGUGGUCAUGUUUGUAGUUCAUCUGCCACUGCCUUGCGAUGAGGGUGUUUAGGCGUCGCCGCUCAAGUUAUACAUACGCACUUUUGGGAACUGUAGUUUUUGGUGGGCUGAUCUGGUACUGGAAAUAUGGAGGCGAUGCAGUUUUUGCCAAUUCAGACAAGUCAAUGCGAGGAAGGUGGAAACGAUAUUUGGAUUACAAAAACGGCGAGCAGAGUCGAUCAGCCGGUGAGCAAGGAAAAGCACUUCAUUUGGCUGGGGAGGAAAAAGUAGAAGCAGAAAGGCUAAUGCCUUCAGAAGCCUUCAAUCGCAUCGCUAGUGAUAAAAUUUCACUGGAAAGAUCAAUACCAGAUGUGAGAGAUCCAGGAUGCAAGAAAAUUGACUAUCCAGUAGAUUUGCCAACUGCAAGUGUGAUCAUAAUAUUUCACAAUGAGGCCUGGUCACCUCUGCUUCGUACUGCACACAGCGUAAUUAACAGGUCUCCUCCUCAAUACCUCCAUGAGGUCAUUCUUUUGGAUGACUUCAGUGAUAAACCACAUCUUGGGGAAAAGCUGAAGAAAUAUGUUGAAGACACCUGGCAUGGAGAGGUAAAAAUUGUAAGAACAACAGAACGUAGUGGACUGAUAAGAGCCAGGCUAGCAGGGGCCAAUGCAGCCACAGGAGAUGUCUUGAUCUUUCUUGAUUCACACUGUGAAGUCAACACAGGCUGGCUUGAACCUCUGUUAGCUAGAAUUAAAGAGGAUCGAACAGCUGUUUUGUGCCCAGAGAUAGACCUUAUAGACAAAGACACACUGGAGUAUGGGGGCACUGGCAGUUAUUCAGUUGGGGGAUUCUGGUGGAGCCUGCACUUUUCCUGGCGUCCAAUUUCUCCCAGAGAAAAGGAACGACGAGCUGCUCACCCUGAGGGAUCUGUUUCGCCAAUUAGGCUGGAACCUAUUCUGGCUGAAAUAAAGAGAGAUCGCACCGUCGUGGCUUGUCCUAUCAUUGACGCAAUUGAUGAUUUUACACUGGCAUACUCAUUGACUGGGGGCUACAAUGUAGGGGGUUUCACCUGGAGCGGUCAUUUCACAUGGAGAGAUGUUCCUGAGGAAGACAAGCUACACCGAGCCUACACAGAUCCUGUUAGAUCCCCUACAAUGGCAGGAGGUCUGUUUGCAGCUGACAGAAAGUAUUUUUUUGAGAUAGGUGGUUAUGACCCUGGAAUGGAUGUUUGGGGUGGCGAAAAUCUAGAAAUUUCAUUUAGGGUGUGGAUGUGUGGAGGGAAGUUGGAGUUUAUUCCAUGCUCUCGUGUGGGUCAUAUCUUUCGAUCUAGCCAUCCUUACACUUUUCCAGGGAACAAGGAUACACAUGGGAUCAACUCCAUGCGUUUAGCUGAAGUGUGGAUGGACGAAUACAAGCGAUUGUUUUACAUGCACAGAAGAGACCUCUUGGGACAAGACUAUGGUGAUAUUUCAGAGCGUGUAGCACUUCGCAAGAAACUUAACUGUCAUAGUUUCAAGUGGUUCCUUGAGAAUGUCUAUCCCGAGAAAUUUAUACUUGAUGAACAUGUCCGUGCCUGGGGAAUGGUGCGUAACCCAGCUUCUAACCAGUGUCUUGAUACUCUACAAAAAGAUGAAAAGACAGAGUUUGAAAUGGGGCUUUUUAGUUGUCAGAAUGGUGCUAGCGCCAACCAGGUCUUUUCACUAAGUUUUGAUGAUGAACUCCGAAGAGAGGAGGGUUGCCUUGAUACUUCAGGGCAAGAAGGAAGCCAUCUUAUACUCAGACAGUGUCACCAUCUGAAGACUUCAAUGAAAUGGAAACAUGAUAAGGAAAACAACAAGAUCAUCCAUGCAGAUUCUGGGAGGUGUUUGGAUGCAGCAGGACAACAGAGUAAUGGUUAUGUGGUGAUCAAAGAUUGCCAGGCUGUCGAUUCCCAAGUCUGGAUAUUUCAACAUUAUCUUGACUGAUAUAUUUAAUUAUUUUUUGUCUGUGCUGCUGAAGUCAAGCAAAAUAUGAAUCAAUUGAUUACACUGGUCCACACUGAAAUUAUUACUGACUUGAAAAGGUCCUAAUCUGUAGUAUCUUGGUGUACUGAACACAAAUAUAACCAUGAAAACUUUUUAUUGGCUCUCGUUUUGAAGAUAUUUAAUGUAGUUCAUUUUUUAUGUUUCACCAUGUAAAUUUAUCCAGUAGGACUGUAACAACAUCCUAAAUAAAUCUAGAAUGAUGUAAUAUUGCAUCAGAUUGCAUAAUACCAUCAUGCACACAUCAUCUAGAGUUUAUUGCAUCAUUUUCUGAUGCAAUAGGCUACUAGUGCCAGGCGGCUGCUGAAGUAAGCUGACAUCAGCAGUGUACUUUAUAUAAAGCCCAGUCAAAAAGGUUGAGCAUUUAAAAUAUUUCAGACUGUGGGAUGCAGUUUAAGCUGCUGUUACAUAAAACUUAUUAUUUUAUCAAUUUAGUUACUAUAUUGAGCACUAAUGCCUCAAAAGUUUGUUAAUACCGUGGACAAUUUUUGCUGUAUUUGUGGGAAAGUGACAUUUGCCUACCAGAAAAAAAGUAUCACUUUUCAAAUGAAGAAGGCAUAUUAUUUUACGCAAGAUUGGCAAACAAGACAAGCCUUGGGCCCUGCAUAUAUGCUGUGCUACAUGUGCAAUACAACUUUCGCAGUGGUUGAAUGGCAAAAGACCGUUAAUGCCGUUUGCAGUCGCCAUGUUGUGGAGAGAGCCAAGAAACCACAGAAAUGACUGUUACUUCUGCUUAGUUUCUCCUUUUUCUGGUGGGAUAACGAAACAAAAGAAGUCAAGAAUAGUCUACCCCAACAUUCUGUUUGCAUUGAGACCAGUUCCACACGAUGAGAGACUUCCUACUCCAGAACCUCCAGCAGAAUACAGAUUUUCACUGUGGGGCACCAUGAACCCCACACAAAAUAACACAGGAAGAACUAAAUGAUCUGGUUUGUGAUUUGGAUAUCCAAGAACAAGGCUGAAUUACUAGGUUUAAGACUACCAACAGUGGAAUCUUCUAAAAGACAUCACAUAACUUCAUAUGGAAUGCUUUUCGCCUAGUGUCUACAAACGUUCUCAGGAAUGUUGGAGCAGAAAACUACAAAUAACUAGUAGAAGACAUGCUGAUGCAGUAUCAGAAACUUGGCUGCAAUAUGUCUCUAAAGAUCCACUGUCAUCAUUCCCAUCUGGAUUUCUGUCCUGAUAACUGUGGUAUGGUUAGUUAUGAACAUGGCGAACGCUUUCAUCAAGUUAUCGCAACAACAGAAAAAAGAUAACAGGGAAAACGCUAUCAUGCUGGCAGACUACUGCCGGAGACUCCCCUGAACAGCUGUACAAGAGACAGGCAAAGUAAUUUAAGACAGUCUAUGAAUUGAUCUUUUACAGGUAUUAACCAUAGGUCAUUUAUUAUUAGCAUGCAUUUCACUAUGUACACAAUAAUUAUCGCAGAUUACAAAAAACCAGAGCCAAUUUUGCAUUUUGUUUGUCACACUUGUGUUCAGCUGAUAAAAAUUGAUAAGAAAUUAUUAAUUUUAUUUCAGUAACAUGACUUUGGUAAAAAUUUGUUGACCAGUGUUAUUGUUGAUGCAUUUGUGGGUAUGCACUCGUGGUUGUGGUUGUGGGUAGUAGUACUGUGUAAUUGAGGGUGGCUAUUGAAUCAAGCUGACUUAAGGAAAUAAAUACUGCCACAUGGCUGAUUUGAGACAUGAAACCAACUUAAAGGGCAGUACUAGUGUACGGUGGGAAAGGCAUAAGUUGCCUUUUCCCUUGACAAUAGUCAUCAAGUUCCAAGUGCUGAGUUCUUGAAAGUUAUACCACCAUGCUCCUUAACAAAGGCGAUACGGGCAUAAAGGAUAUUAAAGUAUUCUUUAACCUGUAAUCCAUAUUAAGCAUUGUGCUCUUAAUGGUGUGUGAAUGUGUGCACACAAGUAAGAGAGAGAAUAUUUGCCAUGUAUGUUUGUAUCUUGGGUGCUUUAUUUUAUGAUUGCUGUGUACAUCCAAUGUCUAUAUAUAUAUUAUAUGAGGGAAAGAGUCACACUUUACACACUUUAGUAUGUUCUUUUGCUAAAGCGAACUAUAUGAGUAACUUUAAUGUUUUAAAAUAAAGUUCAUUUUUAUAUGAGUCAGUUUAUAUUGAAAUUUUCUUGUUUCGGUUUAGCAACAAUGCGUACAUUUUUGAUGCCUUUUGAUGAAAAAUACCUUCAUUACCAACGCAGUCCUUUGUAAUUUUUAAUUCCAGACUGCUAUACUUCUGUUAUAAAGCGUCCUGCUGUUGUACUUACCAUACACAGACUACAUAAGAUAAUGUGAUGCAUGUAAAGUAUUUUUAUAUUAUGCAAUCUUAUCCAUCCUUUUUAUGGAGAGUUUGAACUGUUUGUUAUGAAUAUACACCUACCUAAUCAUGACAAAUCCUGGGCAAUAUAUAUAUUUUUUUUGUUCCCAGUUUGGGCCACUUUAGAAUCCAGAAAAUGAAGCUUCUUUGUUGCUAUUCUUUCACUGACAGUGAUACAUAAGCUAUAGAAGCAAAAUGGUUCACCAGUGCUAAUGUGCAAUUGUUUUGAUAUAAUUCAUGCACUUUUAUUUGUACCUGCCUGUCAGGUACAUUUUGUGUUCCCUAAAGUAGACUUCCUCUGCUCCUCUUUGCCUUCUCGUUACUUAUGAGGGAAAUGCUUAAGUUGUUAAUACAGGUGCUUUUUCAUUAUUCUUGCCAUUUACUUUGCUUCAUUUGUGGUACAUUAUCAACUGUAGUGAAUUUCCUUGUUAAGUAUAAAAUGCAUUACAUGAAAGUGUUUUAAUGUGGUUAUAAGUUACAGGGUUAUUAUUCAUGUCAUGAGGGUGCCUUUACAAGUUUUCCAUUACAUUUUGUGGUAUGAGUGUAUUUAAAUCUGGAUGAGUAUGUUCAAACGGUGCAAGGUUUAUCACUUCUUUUGUCCACCUUUGCAAGUACCAUCUAACAAGUACUUGUUAUUGUAUUUUCAUAUUGAACAAACAGUAAAGACAAAUAGCACUAUUAGUAUCUAAAAGAUGUUGAUACUCUGAUAGCUAUCAUCUUACCUUCUUGCUUUAAACCUUGGAUCUUCUCCCAAAUUUCCCCUUGGUCUUGUGGAUGCAGUUGUUAUAAGCUGCUGCUCAGAUUAGCUUCUAUCCACUCGAGUAACUAUUGUCUCUGUUCUUCUGUGGAUCUGAUGUGCUGAAUUGUUCUUCUGAGGACCCCACAAAUUCUGCUUAGCCAGUUGUGCAAAAACAAGCCUUUAACAUCAUUUUAGUUUUUAAUGGUGUAUAUUUCUGGUUUUUCUGGGGAUAUGUUAGUAUUAUUUUGCAAAUGUAAUUGAUUCUAUAAAAUGGACAAAGUUGGCAAAGUUAACUGUUAGUAUAACACUUUGAAUACAUGUUGCGUACAUCAAUCAGCAUUAGUUUCAUUCACAAUAUCAUCCUUGCUAUAUAUAGUAAGAGUCAGUGUUGGUGACUUUAGUACAAAAUGUUAAAGUAAGGGCUUUUGUUUCUAUUUAUAUACAUGGCUAGCAAGUUUUUUUUUUCUGGUGAAGCUUGUCAAGUUAAGUGUAGGAGCUGUCUGUAUAUUUGUGUGUGUGAGAGAGAGAGAGGAAGAGAGAGUCACUGAGAUAACAUAAAGGCUGGAAAGAAAAUUAAAUUGAUUACAGAUCUGCUUUAUUUCAAAGAGAACACUAGUGGAAAGUUGAAGAAUUCUUGUGAUGAUCUUUGAAAUGCUAGCAGAACCUUCUAUGCACAUCAUUAAACAUUGUUCUUAAUACCUCGUUUUACCUCAUUGUUUAACCACCAAGCACAAAGAACAUAUGCAUUUCGGCAAUCGUACUUUUGAGACCUAAUUCAGCAUUCAGUUUUGGAUGACACUGAGUGUGAUUGUGUACUAUCACAUGACAUGAUAACUUCUGAGGUUACUGCAGCUUGAUAUUUGGUGACUUAAUAUUUUGGUACAUUUUUUCCAUAUAAUGCCAUGUGACAAGAUAAAAGAAAAGUCAGAAUGGUUUUUUAAUAGAAGUUUUACAGUAAAUGAAUUAUUCAUGAAAUACUAUACCGUCAUGCCUCACUUAACAAUGGAUAAGUCUUUAGGCCAUUGCUGGUUCAUCAUAGGGUGGACUUAUAAAGUAGUAGUUUGUCAUCAUUAUCAAAUAUCCAUUGUACAUAAUUAUAUGUGCUGUACAUUUGUAUGACCGGCAGCGCAGCAGGCUUGUUUAUAUCAGCAUCAUCACAAAUGUAGGAAGAACAUCUUGUACUGCACUGCUGUGACAACUACAUCAGCAAGGGAUAAGAAUUGUUCAGCUUCAUGGAAAUAUUUUGGGACCACCGUUGUAUAUGCAGUCUGCUGUUGACGGAUGCAUUGUCAUAUGAUGCAUGACUGUACAAUGUUUUAAAUACUAUUUCGACAGGUAGAUUUUUGUUUAAACAAUUUUGAAAAUGUGAAAAAAAAUUGAUUUUGUUUUAGCUUGGUAUUAAAAGUAUUAAAAUUGUUGUGGGUCUUUAAUGAAUACGCACAUUAUUUUAACCACUAUUGGUUAGUGUGCAAGUGUUCAAAGAACUGUUUAUCUGGAGUGGCAUAAUUUAUGGAACAUGGUGAAUACUAAUCUGGAAGUUUUGACGUUUGAUAAUUGCUAGUAAAGCAGAUCAAUAUAAGUGAAUAGCAAAUGAUUUUUUAAAUUUAAUAUUGUGAAUGUUGGCUUUUUACCAGACUGGGAAAAUUCUGAUGGUUAUCUUGCUACUUAAAGCAAUUUAAAAUAAAGAUUAAUGGUAUACUGGUAUGUUAAAUAAUAAGAUGGUGACAAAGCGUGUGUGGUUCCUUGUACUCUUCUUGAAAAUUUUUGUGUGAAAAUGCCAUCCGCUGAAAUGCAGCCGAUAAAUUUUACAGAUUGUG
Molecule: messenger RNA, 6915 nt
Organism: Pomacea canaliculata
Lineage: Eukaryota; Metazoa; Mollusca; Gastropoda; Architaenioglossa; Ampullariidae
Product: probable N-acetylgalactosaminyltransferase 9
Cellular component (GO): Golgi apparatus
Source: RefSeq, a predicted model, not a curated record